CUUAACUUUCCGAUCGUACAUUUGAUCGAACCGUUGUCCUCUAUUGCAAGCAUGGCGACCUUAGCACCUCCGAAAGCCGUCAGUCCUUUGAUAAGGUUUGGGCGAUACACAGCACUUCUUGCAGGUUUCAUGUAUGGGGCCAGCAACCUAAAAAGACUAACAAGAAAGGAAGAGAAAAUUCAGGAACAUGAGAACAAAUUGCGGGCUAUACGCAAUGCAAAGCAUCAGGCAGAGAAGGAGAAGCUUGCUAAACUUGAAAUGGAUGCACUGGGCCGAGAAGUUGGAGUUUUACCAAAAUAGUUCCAUUAUUUUUCAUCUUCAGAAGGACAGAAUAUAGUAUCAAAGUACAGUGACAUUGCAAUUGUCCAGUUACUGGAGUGGGGGGGAAAAAACAUAAUAGUUGAUAAAUUAGUUGCUUGGAAAUAAAUUUUGAAAUUUGUUUUUUUAAAACAAA
Messenger RNA from Pomacea canaliculata, 454 nucleotides. RefSeq names its product ATP synthase subunit e, mitochondrial-like. Lineage: Eukaryota; Metazoa; Mollusca; Gastropoda; Architaenioglossa; Ampullariidae. The transcript has 4 exons. Gene Ontology annotation, biological process: proton motive force-driven ATP synthesis. Gene Ontology annotation, molecular function: proton transmembrane transporter activity. The record is from RefSeq and is a predicted model, not a curated record. Bases 52 to 300 code for a protein of 82 amino acids.